Molecule: messenger RNA, 3851 nt
Organism: Nothoprocta perdicaria
Lineage: Eukaryota; Metazoa; Chordata; Aves; Tinamiformes; Tinamidae
Gene: ATP13A2
Product: ATPase cation transporting 13A2
Exons: 29
Coding region: 1-3549 (1182 amino acids)
Biological process (GO): autophagosome-lysosome fusion; intracellular calcium ion homeostasis; regulation of mitochondrion organization
Cellular component (GO): membrane
Molecular function (GO): ATP hydrolysis activity; P-type ion transporter activity; ATPase-coupled monoatomic cation transmembrane transporter activity
Source: RefSeq, a predicted model, not a curated record
AUGGGGGAAAAAGAUAGCAGCAGGUUGCUGGGCCAGCGGCCGCCGGGCUACGGGACACUGCGGCCGGGCUCCAGCGGAGGCGGCAUGGAGGUGACGGGCUACGCGAGGCGGCGCUGGCGGGUGCUCCUGUGCCACGCGGGCGCCGUGCUCAGCGCGGGGCUCCUGCUCCUGCUCUUCCACUGGAAGCCCAGCCUGGAGGUGCGCGCCAAGGGCAGGCCGUGCCCGCUCGGCCAGGCCCACUGGGUCGUCAUCAGGGACCGCUUUGGGCAGUGCUUCACUGCACGGGUGCGCACGGAGGCGCUGGGCGAUGGCAGCCUGGAGCAUCACCCAGGAGCCCGCCUGGAGGAGCGGACGACCACCAUCACCAUGGGCGCCUCGGAGGAGGAGGAGAGCCGCGACACCAUCCGGCUGCACGAGAAGGAGGAGAGGAACUUCUUGCGCUACUACCUCUUUGAGGGCUUGCGCUACGUGUGGAUCGAGAGGCGACAGGCGUUCUGCAAAGUCAGUGAUUUGGAUGAAGGCUGGACCUGUGAGGAUCUCCACCUCACCCAGGCAGGUCUUGAGCAGCAGGACCACAACACCAGGAGGAAGAUCUACGGCCCGAACCUCAUCGAGGUGCCGGUGAARUCCUACGCGAGGCUGCUGGUGGAGGAGGUGCUCAACCCCUUCUACAUCUUCCAAGCGUUCAGCAUCGUGCUGUGGGUCUGCGAUGCCUACUACUACUACGCUGCCUGCAUCUUCCUCAUUUCCACCAUCUCCCUAGGGCUGUCCCUCUACGAGACGAGGAAGCAAAGCGCCACGCUGCAGACCAUGGCCAAGAUGUCGGUCGGCGUCCGAGUGCGCAGCCCCAGCGGAGCCGAGACGGUGGUGAGCUCGGCGGACCUGGUGCCYGGCGACUGCAUCAGCCUCCCGUGCGACGGGAUGCUGGUCCCCUGCGACGCCGCGCUGCUGACGGGCGAGUGCAUGGUCAACGAGAGCAUGCUGACAGGCGAGAGCGUGCCGGUGAUGAAAACUCCUCUCCCGGCGGGUGGCCGCGCAGCCCACGCCAUCUACUCGCCCGAGGAACACCGUCGGCACACGCUGUUCUGCGGCACGCAGGUCAUCCAAGCCAAGUCCUACGUGGGCAAAGAGGUGCUGGCCGUGGUGACGCGCACAGGGUUUUGCACAGCCAAGGGGGACCUCAUCAGCUCCAUCCUCUACCCCAAGCCUGUAAGCUUCAAGUUCUACAAGGACGCCGUGAAGUUUGUGCUGUUCCUCGCCGUCCUAGCUUUCAUCGGCACGCUAUACAGCAUCUUGGUCUUGGUCAAAAACCAGGUUCCUGUGGGGCAGAUCAUCAUCCGUGCCCUCGACCUGGUCACCGUCAUCGUGCCGCCGGCCUUGCCAGCUGCCAUGACCGUGGGCACCAUCUAUGCCCAGAACAGGCUGAAGAACCAGGGUAUCUUCUGCAUCAGCCCUCCUCGUAUCAACCUGUGCGGGAAGAUCCGCCUGGUCUGCUUUGACAAGACGGGAACCCUCACGGAGGAGGGUUUGGAUGUGUGGGGCGUCGUCCCGCUGGACAGGGACCGUUUCUUGCCCAUCGUCCACGAGCCCCGCUGCCUUCCCGACGGUCCCCUGCUCUACGCCCUGGCCGCCUGCCACACCAUCUCGCUGCUGCGCACACAGCCCAUCGGCGACCCCGUGGACCUCAAGAUGAUGGAAUCCACCGGCUGGCACCUGGAGAUGCCGGAGGAGGACCAAGCGGAGCCUCCUGUCAUGGAGCAGUUUGGGACCAAGGUCUUGGCCGUGAUGAAGCCUCCACCUGUGGAAGAACAGCCUCGAGACACGAAGCACCAGGUGCCCGUGGGCAUCCUCCGGCGGUUCCCCUUCUCCUCCUCCUUGCAGAGGAUGAGCGUGCUGGCGAAGCUGCCUGGCCAGGCCUCUGUGGAAGCCUACGUCAAAGGGGCGCCGGAGAUGGUGGCCAGCCUCUGCAGGAAGGACACGGUGCCCCCGGAUUUCUCCCAGAUGCUGCGGCACUACACCACGGACGGCUUCCGCGUGCUGGGUCUCGCCUGCAAAGCCCUCAGCACCGUGACCACCUUCGAGGAGGCCCUGCAGCUCACAAGGGAGUCCGUUGAGAGCGGCUUGACCUUCCUCGGCUUCCUCGUCAUGAAGAACGUGCUCAAGCCAGAGACAGCGCCCACCAUUCACCUGCUGCGCAAUGCCAACAUCCGCCCCGUCAUGGUGACAGGAGAUAACAUGUUGACAGCCGUGAACGUGGCCAAGAGCUGCCACAUGGUGGAGCCGAAAGAGCGGGUCGUCUUUGUCAAUGCCUCCCCGCCCACGGCUGACAAACCCGCYGCUCUGAAGUUCAUCCUUGCCGAACACUCGCAGGGUGAAGAGGAGUCGGAGGGCCUCUACCAGCAGGACGGUCUCUGCCUCCAGCCGCGGCCCUGCCACUUGGCGCUGAACGGCAAGUCCUUCGCCGUACUUCAACAGCACUUCCCUGACCUGCUGCCCAAGAUUCUCAUCCGUGCGACUGUUUUUGCUCGCAUGUCACCUGACCAGAAGACCCAGCUGGUGUGCAGCCUGCAGGAGCUCAACUACUGCGUGGGGAUGUGCGGGGAUGGCGCCAAUGACUGUGGGGCCCUGAAGGCCGCCGAUGUGGGCGUCUCUCUCUCGGAGGCCGAGGCCUCGGUGGCGUCGCCUUUCACCUCCCGCGUUGCCAACAUCGCCUGCGUGCCCACGCUCAUCCGGGAGGGCAGGUGCUCRCUGGUCACCUCCUUUGGGGUCUUCAAGUACAUGGCCCUGUACAGCUUGGUGCAGUUCGUGUCUGUGCUGCUGCUCUACACGAUCAACACCAACCUGAGUGACUUUCAGUUCCUCUUCUUUGACCUCAUCAUCACCACCACCGUAGCGGUGCUGAUGGGUCGGACGGGGCCUGCCAAGGAGCUGGGAGUGGAGCGUCCCCAAGGAGCGCUGAUCAGUGUCCUCGUGCUGGGCAGCCUGCUCUUCCAGACAGCUCUGCUCAUCACYGUGCAAGUCCUCAGCUACUUCAUCACCAUCUCACAGAGCUGGUAUGUGCCACUGAACAGCACGGUGACGGCUCCCCAGAACCUGCCCAACUACGAGAACACGGUCCUCUUCUGCAUCACGGGCUUCCAGUAUCUCAUCUUGGCCGUGGCCAUGUCCAAGGGCUACCCGUUUCGGGAGCCGCUGUACACCAACGUGCUCUUCUUGCUAGUCCUCGUUGCCCUCUUCGGCCUCAUGGUGUGGUUGACCUUGUACCCGCUGGGCUUCCCCAAAACCCUGCUGAAGCUGCAGGCCAUCGACGACUUGAACUUCAAGCUGCUCCUGCUGGGAGUCGCCGCGCUCAACUUCUUCGCCGCCUUCGUGCUGGAGACCGCCCUGGACCACGGCUUGCUUUGCUGCCUGCGCAAGCUGCGCCGGAAGAAGGUCUCCAAGAAGCUCUUCAAGCGACUGGAGAAGGAGUUGAGCCAGCAGCAGCCCUCCUGGCCGCCCCUGAAUGAACCGCUCUUUGCAACACCCAAGCUGUCCAUCACUGUGAGAUAGCCAUGGUCGGUGUGGGCCAGGCCACCCUCCUCCCUGCCUUCCAGCCCCUCGUCAUUGAGGGGUUGACCCUGGUACCAACGUUGGCCACGGGCACCUGCGCCCAGGUGGAGAUGCUCCAUGCAGGGCGAGGGAUACAGUAGGUAGCUAAGGACCAUCAGGGCAUCUUGYCUUUGCCGUGGGGACGUCCUCAGCACGGCAGCUCACCCCCGAGCCGUGCUGGCCCCAGCCGUGGCCACCACCAAGCCUGCUGAGAAGCCAAGCAGGGAGGAGGACGUGCAGAAGAGGAGAACCCCCCUUGCCCC